GUUGGACCGACGACGUGACCGUGUGUGUGUUUGUUGGUUUUGUUGGGAAGCUGGAGAGGUGGUUUCUGUUUUUUCGUACUGUAUAGCCUAAAUGUAGCAGGUUAUAAACUAAGUUUCGGUAUUACUGCAAGAUAAAAUUUGCUUAAAGAGCAGUUGCCAGGAGAGGGGAGACAUUUUUCAUGAAACUGAUUUUGUUGUCAACUUGUUGAACGGAGACCGAUAUUUAUUAACAAGGGACUGAAGCUGAUACUGUGUAAAUCAAACCAUUGCUUUGUGAAACUUAAUCCUGAAUGGUAUAUGUACAAUACAAAAUGCCAAGGGAGUGAAACAGGACUUUAAAAUUUGGUAUUGUUUCUUCCUGAAUGAAUAUUUUAUAAUGUGUGUUUGAAGGAUAUUGAAAAUUUAUGGUAACUUUGCUGCAACAACAGGACUUUAACAGAACUUUGGAUUUGGAAUCUUGCUUGAAAAUUGAGUAGUGAAUUUGGAUUACUAUUAUAUGUACACUGAAGUGUGCACCCAGAUAAUAGAACCACAUGGAUAUGAAUAUGAACUCAUUAGCGGGCAUGCACCCGCAAGUGUCCGGGUACUUGGAUCCAUACACGAUGCCUAUAGAUGUAGCGCAGCAGAUGGCUCAACAAUCAAUGCAACCGAUGAUGCCCAUCCCCCCACAACAAAGUAGAGCAGAAUCGCCCCCACCCCCUAGAGUUUAUAAGCCAUGUUUUGUAUGUCAAGAUAAGUCAUCUGGCUAUCAUUAUGGCGUUAGUGCUUGUGAAGGUUGUAAGGGGUUUUUCAGAAGAAGUGUUCAAAAGAACAUGCAUUAUACAUGUCAUCGUGACAAGAAAUGUGUCAUCAACAAAGUCACUCGCAACCGGUGCCAACAUUGUAGAUUACAAAAAUGUUUUGAUGUUGGAAUGUCAAAAGACUGUGUUAGGAAUGACAGGAAUAAAAAGAAAAAAGUGAAGCAAGAAGUAUCAGAAAGUCUAGUGAUUCCAGCGGAGAUUGAGGAAGUGAUCCAACAGGUACUACAAGCCCACCGGGAUACCUUCCAAGAGGAACCUGCAAAAGAAACAUUCUGUGUGACGUCAGACUUGAAUAGCCCAUGCUCGCUCCAGGUCCCCCAAAGCACUACACUAGGGUUAGCUGGUCAACCAUGUAGUCACGAGAGUGGUGGUGGUGGUGUAUAUAAUCAGAAGCCUUCUAAGCCUUCAACGAUGAACGGAGAGACGGAUUUGUCCUUAUUUCAACAUGUUAGUGAAAUUUCUUCAAAAGCCAUCAUUAUGGUGGUAGACUUUGCGAAGAAACUACCGGGAUUCCAAGUGCUUACGACUCAAGAUCAAAUCACGCUACUCAAGGCAGCUUGUCUCGAAAUUAUGAUUUUAAGGAUAUGUUCUAGAGUUAAUAUGAAAGACGGCAGUGUGACAUUUACCAACGGUCUACGGUUAACGCAAGAACAACUGAAGAGCGGAGGAUUUGGCGCCCUCUUGGACACCAUCUGUCAGUUUGCUGGCGCAUUGACAAAGAUGAAAAUUGACGAGACGGAAGUUUCAUUAUUGGGAGCAAUUUGUUUGAUAAGUUCAGAUCGAUCUGGCUUGAAAGAUCCAAUCAAAAUUGAGAAAAUGCAAGAACCACUACUUGAAGGCCUGCGGUACUAUGUAAGAAAGAGACGCCCUCUUGAGCCACACAUAUUUGCUAAGAUACUAAUGAAGAUAACAGACCUCCGAAGCAUCAGUGUAAAAAGUGCGGAGAGAGUGUUACAUUUGAAAGUUGAAAUACCUGCAGAAUUUCCAGCUCUUAUAACUGAAAUGAUUGAUCGAAAUGAUGACGAUGAUUAGAUUAAUUUAAUAAUUAAUUUUAAAAAGACCUUGUUUCAAGCUGAAAAGAACAAUGCCAGAAACUAUAAUAAAUUCAGAUUUUACUGUCAUUAAAAAAAUAAUAAUAAAUGAUACAAAUAUUUAUGAGCAGCAGUUGAAUUAGACAUGGCAUGAACUGUAAUACCAGAUGAUAUAGUACUGAAAUACAAUGUUUUAAUCAAGGCGGAUUAAAUAUGAUGGCCCUGGUUAUUGUUUCAAGGAUUUUAUACAAAUCCGAGGUGCUGAUUGGUGGAGUUGGCUGAACCCAAACCUUAAACUUCAGUCUUGCUAUCUGUAACAUGUCGAAAGCAUAACAAUUCCCUAAUGGGAAGCCUGUAGCUUUUGAACAAGUGGUUUGAAACAGUGAAAUCCCAGCAUUUCUGCAAGGUUGCAGAAUAUAUAGCGAGUGGCAAGAUAAUGCCACAGCUUGUAUCUAUAUUUUGAGGGAUUGAUACUACGAGCGAAAUCCAAAGUGAGCAAAGGUCAAGUUUAUUUUAUUUGUUAUACACGGAAGCAACAUGAGGAUUAUUUUCCCGGUUCAAUGUCAGAUAAAUAAAAUUGAUCAUCAUCUUGCAGAGAACGUUACAUCUGUUUCACCCAGUCACAUUCUGCUGUUUACGUCACAUGACUGAAGGAUAGCUUCAGGUUUAUGUACAGAUGAACGGACAAUUUUCAGCUCUUGUCUCGGGUACAAACAUAGAAAUGAUAUCAUAACUGGUCGUUCAGUCCUUUCUAGUCCAGAAUUGGUCCCGUAAUGUAUACUUGAGACCAUUUUUUGCUUACACAAUUUUUGUUACAUCAUCUUAUUUCAAUCAGGGUUCUUCAAUAUGCAAAGAAUAUCUCCAUUAGGUUGAUUUUAAUUUAUAGAUAAAAUUAUUUCCAGAUAUAUAUCACAUUUUUCUUUUAAAUGGGGAUAGAAUUUCUCAGUAAAAAUAUAUUCAGCAUUAGUUAUUUUUAUUACAUAAAUUUGUAUUGACCUUUGAUAAUUAAAAAGGUCAGAGUUAAAAUUAACAAAAAUGAUAGUUUAUCAGUCUAUAGAAUUUAAUGAUAAAGCAUACACGUUCAAAUACAAAGAAUGAUUACUUAAUUCUGAUAAAGUGGAUUUUUAAAAUGUAUAGUGUGAUGGUGGGGAGGAUCAAUAGAUUUAUGUAGCGCCCCCAAUGUUUAUCGUAUUACGGUGCUGUAUUUUAAAUAACCAGUAACAAGCUAAGCACAGUAGGUCAACAAGUAUGGGCUUGGAAAGUAUUAGUCAUUUUAGCAUGGCCAUCUAGGCUAAGUCUCCGGUCUGUGCAAUGUCAAAUUGUCUAGACUAGCAAAAGUCAGAAUCUUUGGGCUAUGGUCAAACUACAGUCUCAAGCCUUGUUCAACUCAGUACAGAGAAACUUGUUGUCUGGACCAACCUGUGUUGACUUAUGCCUGGCUUGAAAUUGUUCUCAAGCCAGACAGCUCAACCCAGGCAAGGUAUCCAGGUUGACCCUGGGUUGACCUAGCAGGUAAGUAUGGACACUGGACAAGUCAAGUCAGGCUAGAGGCUCUAGUAUGACCAUGACCUUGGACACCUUUUCUAGCCAUGCUCUCUUCAGAAGUGAUGGUCACCUUGACUAGGUCAAGUAUUCUGAGGUAAUCAUUAUAAUCUGGGCCAGACAUGGUCACCUGAACUCUGUAUCUUGGCUAGCCAUGGUCACCUGGGCUAGGUAAGGUAUUAUAGGCUAUUCAGAUGGUCACCUGCACUAACCAUAGUCACUUCAGUAGUCAAGAUCACUUAGACUAGGUCAAGUAUUCUGGCUGUCAUAUGAUCAUCUGACCCAGCCAUGGUCACCUGACUUGUAGUUAUUAAAACAUUUUAAAAUUAUAAUAAUAUUGAUUAAAAUAAAAUCUUGCCAUUAAAGUUUAAUUUGGGCUUAACUUCAAGGUUAAUUAAUUCCAUCAUACAUCUGUGUUGUUAAAAGCUGCUCAUCGCUAUAAUCAAACUUUAUUUUUAAAGCUUUUAAAAGUGUGUAUUAUAAUUAUAUUUUUUUUAUGUGAAGUUAUGGUGCCAUUUUCAGUGUAUCUUUAUGCGCAACUAUUUUGAAUGGCCUUUUGAUUUGAGAUGAUUAUUUGGUCAAAAAUGAGUCAAACUUCUUAUAUCAGUUUCACAUAAUUAUGUUGUCUUAGAAAACAAAUUUUUGUGUUUGACUUAUGAAUUUCAUUAUCAGACUGAAAUUCUGUGAUGGUAAUAACAAUCAUUAAUCACUAAUAUUGUUUUUUUAUAUAUAUUUUAUUCUCAAAAUGUGGGAGUGUACUAUUUAAGGAUCGCCAGGCAUUAUAUAUAUAUAUUUUUUUUUUCUUGAUCAAGAAUUGAAUUUGUCCAUAUUUCUUUCCAAUUAUGAUUACUUUAUUAUGUUUAAUAUUAAUAUACUAUUUAUAUAGGUCUUCCAGCAUAUAAUUUGAGCAGAAAAAAACAAUAUUUUUAUUCAUUUUUAAAAUCAUCAAACUUUAAGUAUGUCUUAUAAUUUAUUUCAACUGAAAAAAAGGCGGUGGUUAUAGUCUUAAAUGAAUUUCUAAUUUGAUUGGACGUUAUUGGCCUAACAAAUUAAUGAAUACAGUAACAUCCAAUCAGAAUUCAGAAGACUGAUAUAACAAUAGACACUGCUUUAAAAAAUUAAGUUACAUCAAGAUGUAAAAAUCAGAUAUUGCCAUUUAUCCUCUCUUUAAAAGCUCCAAACUGUAUUUAUUACAAAAGCUCAAUUCCCUAUAGGGCACCAGUUAAAUUUUGUUUCGUUCAGUACGCUUGCCAACACAAGCUCUCUAGUAACAAAUGCGAUAUACUAACUUUCUGAUGUUUACUUGGGCUGAUUUUAAUAUAGUUGGCUAUGGUCAUGCCAUUGAUGUUUUUUAACUUGCACAUUCAAAUGUUUAUUCAUGAACUAAUUUGAAUAUGUAAAUUGAUGCAAAUUUGAGCAAGGUCAGAAACAGGAUACAGUUUUUACAAAUGCUUCUUGCAGUGUUUUGAUAAUCAUAUAUUAUUAUAAUGUAUAUCUUUUUUUAAUGCCUGAAAUAUAAGUUAAUUGUGUCUGUGUCUCUCCUCGUAGAGGAAAUGUUUAAGGAAAUACUUUACAAUUUUUUCAUCUUUUUUAAUUAUUAAAGAAUGUGUUUCUGUAAUGAAUAAUCAAUAGAAAGAUACAUGUUCCAUAUCAAGAGGGAUAAAAACGUGACUAGCAUUUCCAAAUUAGGACGUGCUCUUCAUAAAUAUAACAUCUGUAGAAUAAAUUGUGGAGUAUUGUGCACUAAAAAAAAGAAUAUAAAACAUAAUUGACUGAAUCGAACUGAUAAAUACUUGAUUAGGUCACUAUGAAUAAUCAUGAGAGAUAUGAAUAUAUUACUUGUCCAUGUCAACUUGGAAAGACUGAUUAUGUAUUAUUCAUUAUGCCAAUUUUUAAUAAUCAUGAAUAUUUAUGAUGUCAAAUAUGAAUAGUCAUAUUCUGUUGACAAAUUAUGAAUAUUUAUAAAUAGGUCAAUCAUGAAUAUUAUAUGUACAGGUUCAGAGCAGCUUUAUCUUAACAUCAUUUCAUUUUUAUAUAAAUAGAUUAUAAAUAACUAUAAUUUGAAAUGAAUUUUCUCAUAUUUAUAAUUGCAUAUAUAUUUCUUUCAGCUGACCCAAUAGAAUUUCAUCUAUUGAUCUGAAAACAUACAAAAGUAUGUUUGGCAAUGUUAUAGUUGUAUUUAAUCAUUAUAUCAUCAUCUACGUUACUCAAUACAAGCAUGUUCCGUUAGUAAAGCUUCUGUUUUAUUUGUAUUUUUAUCAUUUGUAACUUCAUAUCAUUGCUGGGGUACUGAUUACCGUACAGUGUAUAUCGGUAUAAAAGUAAUAAUGUUUAUAUUUGGUAAUGGAGAACGCUUAUUCACCCUUACAGGUGUUUUUAACAAGGCUGCUUUGAAGUAAUAAUCUUUACUGCAAAGUGGUUGUGCCAUAUUAAUGAUGAAAUUAUUAAGGGAUGAUUUUGUUGUUAAAUCCGAGUUAUCAUUUUAAUGAUAUGUAUCUUAAGUUGAAAGCUAAAAAAAUGGGAAAUCUUUAGCCUGGUUCACACGAGAGUUCUAGUAUCCGGAUCGGGAACCGUUAGCGCUAACCGUUAGCACCUGUGUGAGAACGCCUGAUUGGUUAGCGCUAUCCGGAUACCGCGUUUCUAUCAUUUACCAAUCACAUGUAUGCGUUUACAAUUCCCAGUUUCUUAUUGGCCAGUUAUUCGAUCAUCAUAUUCUUGGUAUCCGGAUAGGGAUUUUUUCGUAUGGACGCAUGGCAGCUUACGGUUUAACCUUUAGCUGCCGUGUGAGAACAUAGGCUUUUUGUUUUGUAUUACUCAAAAUAUAUUUGUCAUGUUGACUAUGUAUUCGAGAAAAACUAAGGAGCCACGAAUAGUAUCAAGUAUACUGUAUGUACAUAUGAAAUGGGGACUGUGUGUGUGUGUUUCCACUAUUACUAUUAUUAGAUUGAAAGAUACAAACUAUUGCCUGUAUUCAUGUAAAGUGUAUUUUUGAAAGAAAAAAAAAGAUCUAAGAAAUAACCGUUUUUAGAAGGUUCUAAAUUUGUUGAAUUGAAUGUGUUCUGUUGGAACAUGAUUUGUAUACAUCGUGGGGCUGUAUAUUGGCUUAAUCCUGUUAGCAUAUGUAUGGUCAUGCAAACCAAAUAAAAAUAUCUCAAUCACA
Messenger RNA from Anneissia japonica, 6533 nucleotides. RefSeq names its product retinoic acid receptor alpha-like. Gene Ontology annotation, cellular component: nucleus; transcription regulator complex. Lineage: Eukaryota; Metazoa; Echinodermata; Crinoidea; Comatulida; Comatulidae. The record is from RefSeq and is a predicted model, not a curated record. Bases 534 to 1832 code for a protein of 432 amino acids. Gene Ontology annotation, molecular function: zinc ion binding; RNA polymerase II cis-regulatory region sequence-specific DNA binding; nuclear glucocorticoid receptor binding. The transcript has 11 exons. Gene Ontology annotation, biological process: cellular response to corticotropin-releasing hormone stimulus; regulation of transcription by RNA polymerase II; retinoic acid receptor signaling pathway.